AUGUUUGGACGGCCAAAUUCGGGUUUCGGCGGCUUCAGCAGCACGGCCAACAACUCGUCUUCCCCAUUCUCGUCGAACAACAACAACGCCACAACGUCUCCCUUUGGCCAAAGCUCAAACACUGGUGGUGCUUUUGGUUCAGGCACGGGCGGCGGAAUGUUUGGCUCAAGCAACAACAACGCCAAUACUGGCAAUACAUCUGCGUUUGGCGGUGGCAACACUUCUGCUUUUGGCAGCAACGCUAAUAAUACUACUGGAGGAGGUGCGUUUGGAUCUUCUAAUACUGGGUUUGGCUCUUCGGGCGGAUCUGUGUUUGGAGGCGCCAACAACAACAACGCUACACAGAAUAAUGCUUCUCCUUUUGGAGGCAGCAGUAACACUGGCGGUGGUGCUUUUGGAAGCAGUAACACCGGUGGUGCUGGUGGUGGACUUUUCGGUAGCAGUGCCAACAAGCCGUUUGGCUCAAGCUUUGGUACGCCUCAAAACAACCCAGUUUCGCCAUUUGGUGGAGCUGCUACGACGUCUGCUUUUGGAGGAGCCGGUGCUUCUAAUGAUAACAACGGUACUGCCGUGAAGCCCUUCACGCCUUUCCAGGAGAAGGAUACAUCUGGAACUAACCUUUACCAGAACGUUUCCAACAUGCCUGAGUAUAGUAACUUUUCUUUUGAAGAGUUGCGUCUAAAGGAUUACGAGCAGGGCAGAAGAUACGGCAAUGCUGCUGGAGGUGCUGGUUUCGGUGCCACCAACCAACAGCAACAACUGGGAGGUUUCGGUUUCGGUGGUUCUGGCAACACUGGCUCUGCUUUUGGCGGUGGAAACUCUGCUUUCGGCGGUGGAAAUACCGGCACUUCUGCGUUUGGACAGAGUAACACGGGUACUUCUGCGUUUGGCCAGAGCUCUGGUGGUUUUGGUCAGAACAACAACAAUACCGGUGGAGGCAUAUUCGGUCAAAGUAACACUGCCAACAACAGUUCUCCAUUUGGCGGUGCUAACACAGGAACGUCUGCCUUUGGUAGUGGAGGUGGCUCCGGCGCUUUUGGCGGUGGCUCAUCUGCCUUCAACAAACCAUCUGGUUUCGGCGGCGGUGGCUCUGCCUUUGGCCAAAACAAUGCUAACAACACAUCUGGUGGUUUCGGCUCCAGCAAUAAUAACCAAUCUGCUUUUGGUGGUGGAAACACCGGCUCCGCUUUUGGAGCUAGCAAUACCAACAACUCUCCAUUUGGUGGUGGUAAUACCGGUGGCUUAGGUGGCUCUGGCGGUUUCGGAUCCAGUAAUACCGGAGGUGGUCUUUUCGGUGCUAACAAGCCUGCUACAGGUGGAUUUGGAAGCGGCGGUCUGGCUUUCGGUCAAAGCAACAACACAAACACUUCAGGAGGUGGUCUCUUUGGAAGUGGAGGUGGUUCUGCUUUUGGAAAGCCAGCUACUGGCGGUGGCGGUCUUUUUGGCUCCCAGAAUAACCAGAACCAGAACCAGAGCUCUGGCUUUGGUCAAUCAAACACCGGCGGAGGCGGCCUUUUUGGUCAGAACAACCAAGCUUCUGGUAACACCGGUGGUGGUCUCUUUGGUGGCGCCAAUAACAAUAAUAACCAAUCCAACAAUACCGGCGGUGGCCUCUUUGGAGGUGCCAAUAAUCAAAGCUCGGGUGGUGGUCUUUUUGGCAGCAAUAACCAGAACAACCAGAGCACAGGUGGUGGCCUCUUCGGUUCCAAGCCUGCGGGACAAACUGGUGGCGGUCUCUUUGGUGGCCAGAACAACGCUGGCUCCACAGGAUUUGGUGCAAACCAGAAUAACAAUACUGCUGGUGGAUUUGGUAAUAAGCCAGCUCUUGGCGGUGCCGGUGGUGGUGGAUUGUUCGGCUCCAGUAAUAACGCCUCUACGGGUACUGGAGGUGGUCUUUUCGGCCUGAACAACAACACUCAGAACACUGGAACUGGCGGUGGCCUUUUCGGUGGCAGCAACAACAACACUGCUGGUGGUGCUGCUGGCGGCUCUAAUACCUCUGGUGGUCUUUUCAACAAACCUGCUCUGACGUUCGGUGGACUGACUGGAGGUGGUUUGUUCGGUCUGAACAACAAUGCUCAGCAAAACAACACCGCAAGUGGGUCGGGUGGUCUCUUCGGAGGCGGAUCAUUGCUUGGUGGCCAGCAACAGCAACAACAGAACCAGAACCAAAACCAGGGACAACAGAGUCUCGUGAACAUUGGUACACAGAAUCCAUAUGGCAACAACAGGUUGUUCCAAAGCAUACAAGGCCCAGGCCAGAACGGCAAUGGCCAACCGGAAGCGCCAAUGGCUGUUGCUAUUAACCCACCACCAAAGAAACGUCUCACAUUGUUAGCAGCACACAAGGUGGCACCGUUAUUUGCACCUGUCAAGAAGGUUUCUGUUGCAUCCCCUAGAUCAGAUAGCGUUGUCACGGUUGACAGCGGCAGAGGCUCCAAGAAAUCUGAAUUGUUCAAUGCCGAUGUCGACGCUGCAAUCAUGUCGUCUGAUAUCUUUGCACCAAAGAACGACUACAAGAAGUUGGUGUUGAAUGGUACCAAGAACUCAUUGGUCAAGUACGAUGAAAACAAGCCAAGGCCUCAACAGGUCUCCUUCACCGUCAAUGGUGAACAUAAGCAGAUUGAAGACUCAGAAACAACUCAAGCAACGCUAGGACACGAAGAGGUUGACGAAGAUGGCUACUACACGUUACCUGCAUUGUCUGUGUUGAAGCAGAAGCCGCUUGGCGAGUUGAGAGCCGUGGAAAACUUCAGAGUAGGAAGGAAACACUACGGUGAGUUGAAGUUCCUCAAACCGGUGGACUUGUCGGCAUUCAACUUGGAUGAAAUUUGCGGUAACUUAGUCACCUUCGGACCAAAGAACGUUGUGGUGUACCCAGACGACGAUAAGCCCAAGGAAGGCGAGGGCUUCAACAUCCCAGCGCAGGUGACGCUAGAAGGAUGCUACCCAAUCAACAAGAAGACCAAGUUGUCGAUCUUGGAUCCAAAGGACGAGAUUGUCAAGAAGCAUAUUGAAAAGUUGAAGUCUCUUCCAGAUAUGACAUUCAAGGACUACGAGCCCACCAGUGGAAACUGGACCUUCACAUUCGAGCAUGUCUAA
Messenger RNA from Candidozyma haemuli, 3102 nucleotides. RefSeq names its product FG-nucleoporin. NCBI's taxonomy places the organism in Eukaryota, Fungi, Ascomycota, Pichiomycetes, Serinales, Metschnikowiaceae. Gene Ontology annotation, biological process: RNA export from nucleus; protein import into nucleus; post-transcriptional tethering of RNA polymerase II gene DNA at nuclear periphery. The record is from RefSeq and is a predicted model, not a curated record. Gene Ontology annotation, molecular function: structural constituent of nuclear pore. The coding region runs from base 1 to 3102 and encodes 1033 amino acids. Gene Ontology annotation, cellular component: nuclear pore; nuclear pore cytoplasmic filaments. The transcript has a single exon.